ACUCUGUAAGUACUACUAAGAGCGAAUGAGAGAGAGAGAGAGUAGUCCAGUCUUAAAGAGCCCGAUUUUGUAGAGUGCCUGCAUUUGGAAUGCAUAUAAGCUUGAUGUGCUGCAAAUGUGCUCGGCUCUACGUUCCUUUGAACUUCAUCCUUCUGACGUUCAUGUCGGUCCUGUACGGAAUUGGAUUCGGAUCGAUGUCUGCUCGCAUGUCCACAUAUAUAGUCUUCGCAGCAUUGGGACUGACCGUGGCCAUAGUGGCCGUCCUCACCAUAGUCGCCGCUCUCCCAUGCUUCGAUAUGACCGGUUGGGGUAUUUACCUGUGCUUCGCUGGCAUCGGAUUAGUCACCUUUGGCUCCGUCGCUCUCAUCCUGGGCAUGGUGUUUCGAUUGAGGAUAAUGUUCUUGGUCUACAGCAUCCUCAUCACCGUGAUAUACUCUCUGUACUUGAUAUACGACACGCAGCUCAUCUUGGGUGGAAGGAAGUAUGAGAUAUCGUCGGAGGAGUACAUAGUGGGCACAGUAUGCCUCUACACAGACUUCAUAUACAUCUUCCUAGCCUUGAUGAAUAUCAUUAAUUGUAUGCAGUAAUAACUAAGAUACAGUAGUGGCACAAAUUUAUUUAUUAUUUCAA
This is a messenger RNA of Nicrophorus vespilloides, 630 nucleotides long. Its product is annotated as protein lifeguard 3-like. The record is from RefSeq and is a predicted model, not a curated record. Bases 90 to 587 code for a protein of 165 amino acids. Gene Ontology annotation, cellular component: membrane; Golgi apparatus; endoplasmic reticulum. Gene Ontology annotation, biological process: negative regulation of apoptotic signaling pathway. The transcript is spliced from 4 exons. NCBI's taxonomy places the organism in Eukaryota, Metazoa, Arthropoda, Insecta, Coleoptera, Silphidae.